CACUAAACAUGGCCAUCUCUCCUUUAUUGCGUUUACAGUACAGCCCACACUAACACAUAACUCCCACACCAAACAUGGCUCUAGAGUCUUUCCCCUGCUCAUAACAAACAGGACUCGUUCCUUCUUCAAAGCACUGACCUCUCCAACAGCGUCCUGUCUACCCUUAUCAAAGAUGGCUGCCUCCUAGACCGCCCACCCCCCUCCACUGCGCUUCCAAACAGAGCGCUGCCCACACCAAACAUGGCGACUUCUUCAUCCGCCCUGAUGGUUGCAGCGGCUGUAGCUUUAGGCGGAGGGCUUAUCCUAGUAGUUCGUCGGCUCUUGAGUAACAGCGUCAGAGCCGGAGGGUCCGGCCUAAUGCGUGGGAAGACGGUGAUCAUCACGGGGGCUAAUUGCGGGAUCGGCAAGGCCACGGCGGCAGAGUUGGUGAAGCAGGAGGCCCGUGUGAUUUUGGCCUGUAGGGACCAGGGCCGGGCUGAAGAGGCGGCUGCUGAGCUACGGAGGGAGGCCGGGGACAGAGGGGAGAUAGUCAUCAAACAGCUGGAUCUGAGCUCUCUGCAGUCUGUCCGGCGAUUCUGUCAGGAGGUGCUCAAGGAAGAGCCUCGCUUGGACGUUCUCAUCAACAACGCGGGGAUCUUUCAGUGCCCGUACACAAAGACAGAAGAUGGAUUUGAGAUGCAGUUUGGGGUUAAUCACCUGGGCCACUUUCUUCUCACUCACCACCUCCUUGGUCUCUUGAAAAGCUCUGCUCCGAGCAGGAUAGUAGUUGUCUCUUCCAAGCUUUACAAAUACGGCGAGAUCAACUUCGAUGACCUGAACAGCGAGAAGAGUUACAGUAAAAGCUUUGGCUACAGCCGCAGUAAACUCGCUAACAUUUUGUUCACCAGAGAACUCGCCAUGCGUUUGGAAGGAACUGGCGUCACAGUCAACGCCCUUCACCCUGGAAUUGUUCGGACUAAUUUAGGAAGGCACAUUAAUAUUCCCAUCCUGAUAAAACCUCUAUUCAAUGUGGUGUCAUGGGCUCUCUUUAAAACCCCAGAGGAGGGAGCUCAAACCUCCAUCUAUCUGGCGUCCUCUCCCGAAGUAGAAGAAGUAUCCGGGAAGUACUUUGGUAACUGCAAAGAGGAGGAGCUGCUGCCUAAAGCAAUGGACGACUUAGUCGCUAGGAAGCUGUGGGAUAUCAGCGAAGUUAUGGUUGGACUAAUCAAAUAAAUACAGAAGAAGUGACCUGCCGCCGUUUUUAGGGAAUCGUGUGCAAUAUGAUAUUUCUGCAGGAUGCUGUGCAUAUAGAAUUUAAUAUACAUUAUCUGGAAACCCAUUAUCCAGAAAGCUCCACAUUACGGAACAGCCGUCUCCCAUAGACUCCAUUUUAUCCAAAUAAUCCACGUUUUUUUUAAAAAUGAUUUCCUUUUUCUCUCUAAUA
Molecule: messenger RNA, 1423 nt
Organism: Xenopus laevis (African clawed frog)
Lineage: Eukaryota; Metazoa; Chordata; Amphibia; Anura; Pipidae
Gene: rdh14.L
Product: retinol dehydrogenase 14 L homeolog
Exons: 2
Coding region: 241-1212 (323 amino acids)
Source: RefSeq, a predicted model, not a curated record